ACUGCUGCAGCAUCACUAACAACCUCAAUCCAGGAGGCUGGAAAAGAGAGGCGGAAGGGAGAGAAAAAGCUGAAUGAAUGGGCAUCGCAUCAGUGAUCAUUAUGGAGAGAACAGAGGCUGCUGCGCAGAGAAGAGGAUUUUGUUCCUUCUUUUAAAAAAAAACUGGAAAGGGGAAAGAAAGAGGGUGGGCAGAAAGCAAAGCAAGGAGGAAAGAACUGACACAACAAUUAAGCUGGGCUUCAUCACAAAGCUUUCUUUGGACAAGUACUCCACGGCGAGGGCUAGCGCUUGCCGCCGGCACAUCCUCUGCUGUCCCUUCCAUUGACGUCCAGGUCUUUUCACCCUCCUCUUCUGUGAUCGCACUGAAAAGCAGCUCCCUUACAUUUCUGUGACAUGACUUAAGCCUCCAUGUGGCAAGUUGCUAAGAGUGAAGAAACAACAAGCUUCUCUUUAAAAGCAGGAUCGUUCCUGGAAAGAAGCUGAACCCCUGGAUCAACAUUGUUAUGAUAUUCAUGAAGACCAAUCCUGGAAUUCAGCGAGUGGACAAGAGGACUCAGCGUUGAACACAACCUGUGCCUAAAAAGGGAGCUGUGAGAGGUACAGUAUGGCCCAGGACAAUCCCACAAUGGAAAAAGAGUGACCAGGAUACUGGCUUGGAGUAUCCUCAGCACCACCUUCUAGAAGCAAUGCUGUAGGAAACUUUAGCGCCAUGAAGGGGCUAGGAGAUAGCAGAAGCCGCCAUCUCUCCGAUAACCUGGACUCUCCUCAAGAGUCCCUUUAUGCCACCCAAGACAGGAAUCCUUAUCUCCUCAGCCCCACAGACUCCUACACAAUGGACCCUAGGUUCCCCACACCCAACUCCCUCCACAGUGACUGUCUUCUUCCACUCAACAACCAGAUUUCCAACAGCAGCACAUUUCCACGGAUCCAUUAUAAUUCUCACUUUGAGGUGCCAGAUGAGAAUCCCUUCCCAAGCCAUGCCCAGGCCACCAAGAUCAACAGGCUUCCCGCCAACCUGCUAGACCAGUUUGAGAAACAGCUGCCCAUCCAUAGAGAUGGCUUUAGCACCCUCCAGUUCCAGAGAAGCUCUGAUGCCAAGCACCGGAGCGAGAGCCCUGGGAGGAUCCGUCACUUGGUUCAUUCUGUCCAAAAGCUUUUUGCUAAGUCACAAUCCCUGGAGGGUGCCUCCAAAGGCAGUGUGAAUGGCAAGAAAGGCACUGAGGACUCCAAGCAGAACCGCCGGAGCAAGAGUAAGGACCGGGCAAAAACCACUGAGACUAAACGCAGGACCAGAUCCAACAUAUCAGGCUGGUGGAGCUCAGAUGACAAUCUGGACAGUGACACUUGCAACUACCGUAACCCGAUGGGCCUCAUGACCUUGGGCAGGCAACCUGAUCACAGUCAACCUAGGUACUUCAUGCAUGCUUAUAACACUAUCAGUGAACAUAUGCUGAAAUCCUCCAAGAGCAAUAAUGACCUCAAGGUCUCCCCUUGCGCCAACAUCCCCAUCAGCAGUGAGUCUAACUACAUCAAAAGAGGCUCCUGGUCCACACUCACACUCAGCCAUGCCCGGGAAAUGUGCCAAAAGGCUUCUGCUACCAUCGACAGAGCUCUGCUGAAAUCUAAGUCCUGCCAUCAAGAUUUAGCUUAUCAGUACUUGCAGGUGCCUCAGGGAGACUGGAAUAACACGUUGACUAGGGACAAGGACAAUGAAAUCCCAUGUCGGCGCAUGCGGAGUGGCAGUUAUAUCAAAGCCAUGGGGGAUGAGGACAGCGAGGACUCUGAAACCAGCCCGAAGCCAUCUCCCAAAACUGCAGCACGGAGGCAGAGUUACCUCAAGGCCACUCAGCAGUCUCUGAGUGAACAGAGCACCACCCAGAGAAGUCUGGACCGCCUCGAUUCUGUUGAGAUGGUGUUGCCUCCAAAAUUCCCAAGCUGGGAGGAAGAGUACAACCAGAUCUCAGACAACCUUAACGAGUCCAGUUCCAUCAACCAGAUAUUUGGACAACCCUCAUUUACUCCACAACUAUUUACACAAGAGGAGCAGGCAAGAGAAGCGGAGCUGAAUGACCAAUAUGAGGGGAUGUGUGAAUCAACCUACAGUGAAGCAGAAUCCACUGCUGUGGAAGUCUUGGAUCUGCCUCUUCCAAGUUACUUUCGUUCCCGGAGCCACAGCUACCUCCGAGCCAUCCAAGCAGGCUGCUCCCAAGAAGAGGAUACUCUCUCUGUUCAAUCUCUCUCUCCGCCCCCAGCCAGCAGCCUCAGUGGCAGUCGGACACUUCCCAGCAACAGCAGUUCGGCAUGCCUAGUGGGAUAUAAAAAGACACCACCACCAGUCCCACCUCGGACCACCUCCAAGCCCUUCAUCUCUGUCACAGUGCAGAGCAGCACCGAAUCAGCGCAAGACAACUACCUAGACAACCAGGACCAUAAGAGUGAGGUCAACAGCCAGUCAGGACUGAGCAAUUCAUCCGAUAGCUUAGAAAGCAACAGGCCACCCAGUGUGACAAGAGGAACAGUUGUGACUCCACCCAGAGAGCCUCCUGAACUACCCCUGAAAAAUGCAACCCUGAAGACUGACAAAGGGACACUGACAAACGAAGAGCCAAAGGUGGAGAAUAUCCCCAAACGGAAGCUGUCGUCUAUAGGAAUACAAGUUGACUGCCUUCAGCCAGUGGCAAAAGAGGAACCCCCUCCAUCAGCCACCAAAUUCCAGUCCAUCGGGGUACAGGUAGAGGACGAGUGGCGCAACAGCCACUCUCUCAGCAUGUCCACGAAGCAGGAUACAGAUUCUGACUCUCAAGAACCAAAUAAUUCUACUUGUAAAUCAUCUGAGAGAAGCCUUGCUGAUUGUCCCCCAUGCAACACCUCCAACAGCCUUGAUGCCAGUAUGAGGCAACCAGCCACGCCCUCCCAGAGCAACAGAAAUCUCUCCUAUGGAGAUAGCAACGACCCAGCUCUAGAACCUUCCUCUCUUCCUCCUCCUGACCCCUGGCUCGAAACGACCAACAACACUCCCUCAGAACCAGCGCAGCCUGGAGCUUGCCGAAGGGACGGGUAUUGGUUUCAGAAGUUGCUGCAGGCAGAGACAGAAAGGUUAGAAGGGUGGUGUCGUCAGAUGGACCAAGAGACCAAAGAGAAUAAUCUCUCUGAAGAAGUCUUAGGCAAAGUCCUCAGUGCAGUGGGCAGUGCACAGUUACUAAUGUCACAGAAGUUCCAGCAAUUCCGUGGCCUCUGUGACCAAAACUUGAAUCCCAAUUCCAAUCCCAGGCCCACAGCACAAGACCUUGCUGGUUUUUGGGAUCUCUUACAAUUGUCCAUUGAAGACAUCAGUAUGAAAUUUGAUGAGCUAUAUCACUUAAAGGCUAAUGGCUGGCAGCUGACAGAGACACCGGAGAAGAAAGAAGAGAAGAAACCACCCCCUCCUGUGCCAAAGAAGCCAGCCAAACCUAAAUCCCAGCUGAACCGGGACAAAGCCUCUGACUCGGUGGAUAAGCAGCGCCAGGAAGCCCGAAAACGCCUCAUGGCAGCCAAGCGUGCUGCCUCGGUCCGGCAGAACUCUGCCACUGAGAGUGCGGACAGCAUUGAAAUCUACGUUCCUGAGGCACAGACCCGUCUUUGAGCAAGGGGAAGAGGAAGAAAACACACUCUUUUUCACAUCAUUAAAAGGAAGAAAAAAAAGGUUCACUAAAUUUAGUGUGAUUUAUUUGGUCUAGAGACACACAGAGCCAGCCUUACAAAGGGCUCCCAAUUUGGCUUUCUCUCUGUCUCUCUCGCUGGGUCCCCCACCCCCCGCCCUUUAGCUUUAAGUAAUGAAGAUUUUGGAAGAAAACUCCCUUCAUGGUCCUGUGGUUUUGUUUUUCUCCCUUCACCACCCUUCACACUGGCUGUGGUGUGGCAGAACAGACUUUUGGAAACACAGUCCUUUAGACUUGGAACUGCAACCUUUUUACUUGUUCUAAGGAGAAUUAUUAGCUUGUUUACAUGAAAUGGACAAAAAUGAAAAAAAAAGCCUUGGGCACUUGCCAUGCUGCGCUUUUUUCUCCUCACUGUAUUCUUUCUGUCUUCUCCUCCACAUAGUCUUUCUCUGUUUCUCUUUCUCUCUCAACCCUUGUUUUGCGACUCCUUGUUUUCCUCCUCCUCUAGAGCCCCUACCCUCUCUUUCUUUGUCAUCUUUUCUCUGCAUGGCGUUGUUUACUGUGUUAGAAGUAAACUCUUCCACAGAGCUCCAGAAGAAAACACCUGUUCAGUGUGUACUAUUGUUGCACUCUGCUAGUGAGCAGCUUUUGUUUUAUUAUGUAUUAUUUUUCCUUCUAGGUGGAAGUGGGAAGCUGGGGUGGCGGGAGGCAGCAGGGUUUGGGGGUUCAUAUAUCUUGUAGUUUAAAUGAUGCAAAAGGAGGGCAAGAUCUGUGGGAUGUAAACAGAGUGGUAUGUUAAUAUAGCCUGAAAACAAACAUGUGCAAUAAGGUAGUGUUGUGGCCUGCACACACCUGUGAAUGGGGCUGGAAAAGGAGGAUUUCCUUUACAGAAGACCCAGUCUGAAGCACUGCGUAGCGGAUUCAUACGUUGCUCCGCACAACUUUCCAUUUUCUUUUCCACUGCCCCCUGCCCCUGUCUGCAAUGUUGUACGUGUGGUUCUGGUGUGCAAGGAUCAGUGUACCUGCUACACAAAGGGGAAGGAAACACUAUAUCGAAGUGGUGUGUCAUAUUAAUCCAUUCUACAGUGGCUUUUCUACUGAAAAAGAAGAGGUGGCUGGUGAAGGGUUGGCAGUUUGUCUGCCGAUUUUAUGUAUGUGUACAUAUGCACAUAUACACUUAGUAGGAUCUGUAUAUUUAAUUCAUGCACACACGUACAUACCCAUUCACACAUGCACGCAUUCAGGUAGUGUCGUUAAACACCACAGCGAGGUGGGUGUAUGUACAGCAUAUAUUUUUACAUGUACUAUAGGUAGAUGUGUGUAAAAGUGUGUGCAAAAUAUAUACCCUGUGUAAUAUCAAAUUCCUCUCUUCCCGUUGUGCCCCUUUGUGUCCCAUCUUCUGGAAGAGGGUAGUCAUUAAAUUGUACUUUGACCCUCCUCUCUCACUCAGUCUCCCCCCCUCCUCAAAUUUGGUCUAAUUUUGUGAAGCCAGGAGUUAAGACAGUUCUGAGCUCCCUGGCUGACCACACUACACUCCCAAUGUACAUGUCUCUCAAAACUGUGCACUACCAUUGCAGCAAAUUACAUAAGUGCUCCAUGUAAGACUUCAGGUGGCCAAAAUCCCAAAGGAAUUGUUUACUGAUGUAUUCAUGAUUCAAGGAGAUGAUAGGGAACGUUAUAAUCAUGUCAAUGAGUGAUGUGUACAGAAAGUGUGCACAACUUCCCCACUUAAUGUGCAGAUGUUUAACCUAUGAAAGCUUUGCCACAUGUAUAAUAUGGCUUCAGAUCCCACUUGACUUAUUCCCCUCAUUUCUUUCCCAAAA
Pogona vitticeps (central bearded dragon) is the source of this 5461-nucleotide messenger RNA. RefSeq names its product DLG associated protein 4 (gene DLGAP4). Gene Ontology annotation, cellular component: glutamatergic synapse; postsynaptic specialization. NCBI's taxonomy places the organism in Eukaryota, Metazoa, Chordata, Lepidosauria, Squamata, Agamidae. Gene Ontology annotation, biological process: signaling. Gene Ontology annotation, molecular function: molecular adaptor activity. The record is from RefSeq and is a predicted model, not a curated record.